AUGGUUUCAACUAUCCAAAUCAAAUCCAAUGCUCUUCAAAGGCUUCUGAAGGACAAGAAAUUAUACAAGGAAGAACUCAGGGAACACGAGGACACGGUGGCUGAUUUGCAGGGAAAGCUGAAAAUCGACGAGAGUAACGAGGAACUCCAAUAUACACUCAAAAAUGCCAUCAAAAUCAAGGAUGAGACUCAAAGACUAAUACUCAACGUGAACGGUAAGGUAAGGGAAGUUUUGCAAGACCUGAAAGAGUAUGUCGGCUCUCAUCCCGGCGAGAGCUCGGACGCUAUCAAAAAGCUAAUCAUUGAAGCUGACAAAGAGGCUAGGCUUUAA
This is a messenger RNA of Ogataea parapolymorpha DL-1, 330 nucleotides long. RefSeq lists its product as uncharacterized. Bases 1 to 330 code for a protein of 109 amino acids. Gene Ontology annotation, molecular function: beta-tubulin binding. Gene Ontology annotation, biological process: post-chaperonin tubulin folding pathway; tubulin complex assembly. The transcript has a single exon. NCBI's taxonomy places the organism in Eukaryota, Fungi, Ascomycota, Pichiomycetes, Pichiales, Pichiaceae. The record is from RefSeq and is a predicted model, not a curated record.